This is a messenger RNA of Candoia aspera, 660 nucleotides long. Its product is annotated as membrane-spanning 4-domains subfamily A member 8-like. Gene Ontology annotation, cellular component: membrane. The record is from RefSeq and is a predicted model, not a curated record. The transcript is spliced from 5 exons. NCBI's taxonomy places the organism in Eukaryota, Metazoa, Chordata, Lepidosauria, Squamata, Candoiidae.
AUGGCCAGUGAGACAUCUAAUGGAGCUAACCUAGCCCAGACAGCCCAGGGGUUUCCCAGUGCUGUUGUUCAGUCACCUGGGGCAAUACAGUAUGGUCAGCAACUUGGAAUUUCCAACUGUGCUCCUCAACAGGUCCCACAAAAGGGUGCUUUGGAGAAAUUUGUGAACGCACAGGCCAGAGUGCUUGGGGCUGUCCAGAUCAUGGUUGGGUUGAUCCACAUUGGCUUUGGGGCUGUCUCACUUUGUCUUCUUCCUUCUGGGUAGGUUACCUUGUCUGCAAUGGGAGGCAACCCCUUUUGGGGAGGGAUAUGUUUCAUUGCUUCUGGAUCACUAUGUGUAGCAGCUGAGAAGCGUCGAAACCAUAAUUUGGUGAAAUGCAGUCUAGGAAUGAACAUCACAAGUGCGAUAAUGGCAUUAGUUGGUAUCCUGCUGUAUAUAUCAGAGCUGGCCAUUAAUCGCAUGGUUUUUGAAUAUGACCGUCCAUAUGAGACCUCCUGGGUAAGGAGCGUCGGUAUUGGCCUUUCCAGUGUGCUGUUCUUGUUCUACUUGCUGGAGUUUUGUAUCACUGUUUCCUUUGCGCAUUUUGGGUGCCAGGCAACUUGCUGUGCUGAUGACCAGGUAAGUAUUUGAUACCUUAAUUGUUUUAGCAGCUCUUAUUGA